GCCUCGGGGGCAGGAGAAGCGCGGGCGCCGCGGGUUCCCGAUCUUGCUCCCUGCGCUUCGCGGCUGCCGGCGGGUCAGGGCGCGCGCGGGGCGGGGCUCCAGGGCCGCGGAGCUGCAGCGCGUGGGCUCCGCAGUCCUGCCCGCCCCUGGCCUUGCCCAGCCUGCUCACCAUGGAGGGCCCCGCGGCCUGGCGGCGGCUGCGGUCGCUAGUUGCGCUAGCCCUGGUUGUGGCGCUGGCCCCGGGGCCGCCCGCAGUCCGGGCCGGGCAGGCUCCGCGCCCCGCCGAGCGGGGGCCCCCGGUGCGGCUCUUCACGGAGGAGGAGUUGGCCCGCUACUGCGGGGAGGAGGAGGAUCAGCCCAUCUACAUGGCAGUGAAGGGAGUGGUGUUCGAUGUCACUUCUGGAAAGGAGUUUUAUGGAAGAGGAGCCCCCUACAAUGCCCUGACUGGGAAGGACUCCACCAGAGGGGUGGCCAAGAUGUCCCUGCAUCCUGCAGACCUCACUCAUGACACUACGGGCCUCACGGCGGAGGAGCUGCAGUCCCUGGAUGAUGUCUUCACCAAAGUGUACAAAGCCAAGUAUCCCAUUGUCGGCUACACAGCCCGAAGAAUCCUUAACGAGGACGGCAGCCCCAACCUGGACUUCAAGCCUGAAGACCAGCCCCAUUUUGACCUGAAGGACGAGUUCUAAUGUUCCAGCUCAGGAUCAGGUGGAAGGGUAGGGCAGGGCACACCCAGGUGCUAAUUCUUCUCUGGGGAUCUGAAUAAAACAGGUGAAUAACCUGGAACAGUGAAUAUUUUUUAUUGUCCUUGGUCAAGUCUUCCAUCUCCCUGGGAACACCCACCCCCAUGCCAGCCAGGGUGGUGGGAAUAACAAACGGGAAAGCCUCCCAAAUGUCAGCAUUGGCUGUCUGGGUGCUGGAAUUAUGAGUGGCCUGUAUUUUUUCACAAUUUUCUGUAUUUUCCAAAUUUUCUAUUGUGACCAUGAUUAUUUUAUAAUAAGGGCAAAAAAUAAACUUCCUGUUUUUACAAAGGAGAA
Messenger RNA from Choloepus didactylus (southern two-toed sloth), 1037 nucleotides. It is a transcript of the gene NENF, whose product is annotated as neudesin neurotrophic factor. The record is from RefSeq and is a predicted model, not a curated record. Bases 171 to 689 code for a protein of 172 amino acids. NCBI's taxonomy places the organism in Eukaryota, Metazoa, Chordata, Mammalia, Pilosa, Megalonychidae. The transcript is spliced from 4 exons. Gene Ontology annotation, cellular component: membrane; endomembrane system.